Messenger RNA from Asparagus officinalis (garden asparagus), 4584 nucleotides. RefSeq names its product lysine-specific demethylase SE14-like. The record is from RefSeq and is a predicted model, not a curated record. NCBI's taxonomy places the organism in Eukaryota, Viridiplantae, Streptophyta, Magnoliopsida, Asparagales, Asparagaceae. Gene Ontology annotation, cellular component: nucleus. Gene Ontology annotation, biological process: chromatin remodeling. The coding region runs from base 563 to 4411 and encodes 1282 amino acids. The transcript has 8 exons. Gene Ontology annotation, molecular function: histone H3K4me/H3K4me2/H3K4me3 demethylase activity.
GUUCGCCGACCCCAUCGCCUUCAUCUCUCGCAUCGAACGCGAGGCUUCAGGCUUCGGAAUUUGUAAGAUCAUCCCUCCUCUCCCCAAACCCUCGAAGAAAUUCGUCGUCAGUAACCUCACCCGCUCCCUCGCGCCCGACCCCUCGUCCACCCGCUUCACUACCCGCCACCAGGAGCUCGGCACUAGGAAGGCGCAGGCUCAUCGCCACAAGCAGCAGGUAUGGCAGAGUGGGGAGUUUUAUACGCUUGAGCAGUUUGAAUCAAAGUCGAAAACUUUUCAGAAAUCGCAGCUUUCUGGGUUUAAGGAAGUGACCCCAUUGCUUAUUGAGUCCCUGUUUUGGAAAGCUGCGGCUGAGAAGCCGAUUUACGUGGAGUAUGCCAAUGAUGUGCCAGGGUCGGGGUUUGCGGUGCCCGAGGAGCCGUUCUUGCAUCGGAAAAGACGGAGAAAGUUUGUGGAGCAGGCAAAGAGUUCUGUUGAGGAGGGAACAUCAGGGUGGAAGCUUUCAAAUAGUCCAUGGAAUUUGCAGGUUAUUGCACGGGCACCCGGGUCGCUUACCCGGUUCAUGCCCGAUGAGGUCCCUGGGGUUACUUCGCCUAUGGUUUAUAUUGGGAUGUUGUUUAGUUGGUUUGCCUGGCAUAUAGAGGAUCAUGAGCUUCACAGCUUGAAUUUCUUGCAUAUGGGUGCGCCCAAGACUUGGUAUGCCGUGCCGGGAGAGUAUGCUAGCACGAUGGAGGACGUUGUAAGAGUGGAGGGGUAUGGAGGAGAUCUUGAUCGGUUAGAGGCAUUUACGAUCUUGGGUGAGAAGACAACGUUGUUGUCGCCAGAAGUGAUUGUCAAUGCAGGGGUUCCUUGUUGCAGAUUAGUACAGAAUCCUGGUGAAUUUGUUGUGACAUUUCCUAGAGCUUAUCAUGUCGGGUUCAGCCAUGGAUUCAAUUGUGGAGAAGCUGCUAACUUUGCAACUCCGCAAUGGUUAAAAGUGGCAAAAGAAGCUGCAGUUCGAAGAGCUGCCAUGAAUCACCUUCCCAUGCUCUCUCAUCAACAGCUGCUAUACAUGCUAACUGUGUCUUUCAUCUCUAGAGUUCCGAGAGCACUACUCUCUGGGGUAAGGAGUUCACGUCUUUCAGACCGGAAGAGAGAAGAAAGAGAAAUUCUCGUCAAGAAAGCAUUCCUCAAAGAUAUGAUGAAUGAAAACAAUCUGAUCUGUACUCUCCUGCAGAAGGACUCUACUUCUCAUGCAGUCCUCUGGGAACCUGACCUGCUGCCUAACCCAUAUACUGUUACCCAGUCGUCAUCCUCAUCAUUAUCUACUGGAGUUCAGGGAGCAGCAGUUAGUGAUGAUGAACAGGGGGGUAUGAGACCAUGGAAACAUAAAGAUCGUGAGUCAUCAAAGGAUGAAGAAAAUCCAUCUAGGGAGCUGACUGCUACUCCAACUAGCAUAUGGUGUCACACUCGGGCUAAAAAACACAAGGAUACUUCUGAUGCUGAUAGCAUUUCUAAUGCGGAACUGCUGGAAAUCCUAGAUGCUGAAGAGGAUGACCUGCCUUUUGGUUUGAAAAUUGAUUCAGGAACAUUGAUGUGUGUUGCUUGUGGAAUCCUUGGUUAUCCAUUUAUGGCAGUGGUGAAGCCUUAUGGAGCAGCCACGAAGGAGUUGUUUUCUGUUUUCACUGAGUCUGAUGAGAAAGUGGGGAAACCAAGAUGUGCUUCAUCACACUUGCCCAGGAUACAUAAGAUUGGACAAGAAAAGCUUUAUGUUGAAUUUUCCUAUGGUCCAGAGGGAAGCUGCAAUAUUUCAACGGUACAAGAAAACCCAGAUUCAAGCUGCAAGGUGUCUCCAGAACAAAGCAAUCAUGUCUUUUUUUUAGAAAGCAUGGGUGCAAAAGACGGCUUUAAUUUGCUGAAUGAAAGCGGGCCUCUUUCUGAAAUUCAUAGCCCCCAUGGUGUACCAUUAGAAAGAAGUACUGAUGAACACACGAAGUGGACUUCAUCUAAUGAAUUUAGUAGACCGCGGAUCUUCUGUUUGCAACAUGCUAUUGAGGUAGAGAGGUUAUUGCGCGACAAGGGUGGUGCGCAUGUGCUGAUUAUAUGUCAUUCAGACUACAUCAAGAUAAAAGCUUACAUUCCAUCAAUCGCUGAAGAAAUCGGCAUGGAAUUCAACAUCAUGGAUGUUCCUCUUGAGAGUGCAUCUCCAGAAGAUCUGAAUCUUAUCAACAUCUCCAUUGAUGAUGGUGAACAUGAAGAGCAUGGUGAAAAUUGGACAUCAAAACUGGGAGUUAGCUUACGACAUUGCAUGAAGUUCAGAAAGCAAUCAACAUCAAAGCAAGAGCAGCUAACAUUAGCUUUGGACAGAAUAUUUUCUGAUCCCUUCUCUCUUUCAGAUUUUUCAACUCUCAAGUGGCACUCUAGAAGAUCGCGUACUCCACACAAGGUAGUUGGUGUGACCAUUGGAAAAUCAUAUAUUGACAAAAACCUGGAGAAAAGAAAUGACACCGCUAGCAAGCAUCAUGGCUGCACUGACAUCCAAAAAGAUAUUGGCAGUCAUAAUAGAAGUUUAGUUGUUAGCGCCAAGGAUGAUCAUAGUACAGUUGCGCAUGUGCCCUAUCUGACUGAGAAUUUUGAAGAUGAUCAUACUGAAGACUUGUUUACUGUUCCUAUAUCUGCUGCUGAAAAUCUUCAACAUCAAGUUAGCUGGUUUCCUCUGGAAGUUAGUAGAGCUGACGACAUUACAGAUUCAGAGAGCUACGAAAUAUGUCAUCCUUGUACAGAGUAUGGGAGAUUAGAUGUACAUCAAGAGACAAACUCUUUAGUGGAAUUUCUCAUUCAUAAAGGUCAUGAUUCUGAAAACCCUGAGUCUCAGCCAAAUCUUCUUCAAUCAGACGCCAUGGAUUCAGAAGUUCAGCAAGAGAUCGAAUCCUUUGAUGAGUUUGAUUCUAAUCACGAGGCUUACAGCAAUGUAGAUUCAGGUAGCUUGCAUACUUCUCAGAGAGAUGUUGCCUAUACAACUCAUCUCCGAGAUGAUGCUGAAUUAGAAGUGUUAUCACGUGAUAAUGCUGAUUUAGAUGCAUCAAUUUCAGAUGAAUCUAACAUGGAAACGAAUGUUUUUCAUUCUUCAAAGUCAGAGCAGCUUAUCAGGAAUCGAUCUACAGUAGAAAGUUUGGGCAUGCAGGAUAAGGAGUUUCAAAAAGUUCAACUUUCUGUCGAAGAGGUGUCUAAUAUAGGGUGCAGUGUUGAUAAUUCUUCUGUAUCAGCUGAGCAGACUGUCAAUAAUCUGUCUACUAUGGACGCGUUCACCAUGCAGGGAAAGGAGACUCCACAAUUAGAUGUGCCUAUAACAGAGGAGCCUAAGUUAGAAAGCUGUGUUGAUUCUUUGAUAUCAGGAAAGCAGUUUGUCAAUGAUUUGUUUACAGUAGAGGAAAAUAGGGAGAAAGUAAGUGAUGGUCAUUCCAAUAGAUUGGAAGGGUUGCUUGUUAGUAAUCCCUCUCUUCUAGAUACUGCUGCAAUGCAGCAAAAGGUGAUUUCAUCUGCAGUAAACAAUUUGCAGAGAGAGGUCGGUGAUGUUCAAAUCCGGCAAGUUAGUGAUGCUUCUAGGGCUCUAUGUUCUGAACUGCAGCAAGAAAUUUCUGCAGAUGGAAGUAAAACAAACAAUAUAGCAGUGGAUAAUAGCUCAGUGAAUUCAUCAAAUCUCAUUGGUGUUUCUGUGGCUAGAAGUUCUGAAGUCCAGGAAUCUGUUAAGAAUAAAGAGCAUGCUGUUGAAGGCUGUAAUAAAAAACUUACUGCAAAUGUUAUACACUAUGUGAGACGAAGAACCAAAAGAAAGAAAGAAGAUCAAAAAGAAGAAAGUCCUCCCAAGCGUAAUAAAACCUUGACCUGCACUUACACAGAAGAAAAGUCUCUUGCAGAAGGCAAACAGAGUUCUAAUGGCAACUUUAUUCGUAGCCCCUGUGAGGGCUUACGGUCAAGAAUGAGACAAGCAAGUACGACACCAGUAAAGAUGGACAUUCUAACAGUGGAGCAUAAUGGGGAAACAUCUAAAAUAAAAAGAGGACUAAACAAAGCCAAGCUCGAGGAGUCCUACAAGUGUGAUAUUGAGAGUUGCUUCUCGAAAUUUCAUAGGAAGUCAGAUUUGAGACUUCACAUGCAAAACCGAUGUAUAUACAGAGAGUGUAGAAAACUGUUCAAGUCCCACAAGGAUUUGAUGAAGCACCAGAGAGUCCAUAAUGAGGAUAGACCCCUGAAAUGUCCAUGGAAAGAUUGCAAAAUGUCAUUCAAGUGGGAGUGGGCAAGAACAGAGCACCUCAGGAUUCACACAGGAGAGAGGCCUUAUCGGUGCACAGAAUGUGAGUUGACGUUUAGAUAUGUGUCUGCUUUUAGCAGGCACAGAAGAAAGACUGGUCAUUAUGCAAAAAACAACUAACCCUUGGUUUUGUUUUUUCGUGCCCCUAACUCUUUGUAAUUUUCAGUGUUUUUUUGACGCUGUCUUAGCUAGGUUGGGAGAAAAAAGGGUUGAUUGAAUUUAAAUUUGAGGAUCUUGGUUUCUGUUGAAAUGCUGAAGAUGGAAAGAUAAGGUGUACAUGUAGAUUUCAGAGA